UGGGCCUGUUUACUAUUAAACACUGUGCUCUCUCCAGUUAGCCUAAAUAUUUACAUUAUUUUUCAGCAAAUUCAUCAGAAAAUCUCUCAAAGAGUAUAGGUUAAUGUUUGAAAACAGUGACUUUACUUACAGUGUGUAGAAGAUGCAGCAUAUGUACAUCGAAACACAGCAGUAACUAAAAUUUAAAGAAAUUAAGAUUUUUAGGGGCAGGAGACAGAGGAACGCCACAGUCUGUUCAGUGUAACACUAUGACAAGACACUGAUAACACUCUAUAUACAAACGUGAGUGAGUGUAGACGUGCAGCGUGUUUGCUCAUUAGCGCAGCACUCGCUCUCUAUUGUGCCUGCUAAAAACAGUCGGAAGUUUGACAUUUUCGUCACUGGUCAGAAAAGAUGGCGAAAAGAGGUAACACCAGGCUGUUGUUAGUGAUCUGUGUGUGUGUGGCUGCGUUCAGCUGCGUCUCUGCUUCUCCAGAGGUCUGCAACAAUUCCCUUCUGCCUGGAGCUAAAGGAGAUCAAGGUGAGGUUGGAGAGGAGGGAGGUCAGGGGACACUGGGAAAAAACGGACGACCAGGACUUCCAGGAGUACCAGGAGAGAAGGGACUCAGAGGAGAGGUGGGCCACACAGGGAAGAUGGGGCAUAUUGGAGACAAAGGUGACAGAGGUGACACAGGUGUGGACGGGCCGUCUGGUCUAAAAGGGAAACCAGGCACUACAUGUGACUGUGGCAGGUACAGAAAAGUGGUCGGACAGCUGGAUAGCAAUACAGGGAAGCUCAGGAAAGCUGUUCAGUUUUUGAAAAAUGUUAUCCUGGGGUUGAAAGAAACAGAGGACAGGUACUACCUUCUUGUGAAGGAACCCAAGACUUUUAGAGAGGCAUCGAUGAACUGCAAGCUAAGGGGAGGAAGCCUGGCCAUGCCGAAAACCACCAGCACCAACCGUUUAAUGGCAGACUAUGUCAGUCGAGCAGGACUGACACGAGUUUACGUUGGAGUGCAGGCUCAACGAAAGGACACAGGCCAAACAAGCAACUAUGUUUAUGCAGACUCCAGCCCUUUGCAGGGAUUUGCACCAUGGAGCCAAGACGACGAGCUAAAUUCCACAUUAUCUUCAGCCACAAACUCCAGCUGCAUGGAACUGCUCAGCACUGGAACAUGGGGUCGCGUGGAGUGUGAGGCCACCAUGUUUUUCAUCUGAAUCAAUGACAUUUUAUCUGGACUACAACUAUUUGAUUUGUCUUCUCACUGAUGUUCCUGAGCUGUGGUCUCUGCUGGUGGCUGUUCAAACAGAGGGAGUCAAGUGUCCCAACAUGCUUAUUCAUUUUGGGUUAAACUGCAGGCUUCAGUUACUUUUGGAGUCGACACAAGUAGACUACAAACUUGGUGCAUAUGAUGAUUAAUAGGUGACUGCAGAGUUAUGACAAACUGGCAUUCGGGGUGGAGAGUAUAAGAGAGAUUAUAUGAAAACAACCAGUGGAGUCUUUGGUCUUUAUAAAUACACCCUCCAGGUCUUUAAUACCAAAUGUAUUAUCAUAGCAUAAUCAAAAAUGCUUUUAUCAGCACAUGAAGACAUGGUUCCUGUGAUCAUCAAAGAUAAUAGUUCAUUCCUUUUUUUGUACUCACCGACGCCUGCCGAGAAAUGAAUUAAAAGAUCAUCUAAAUGACUCAUUUAAAUUAUGUUUACCCUCAUAGAAAAACCAAGUACUUGAUCUCACAGAAUUACAAAUCCUGGAUUACACAGAAAGCUAGAUUUGACCUAUUUGAAUCUUUGUAGGAAUAGUGUCAAGUCAGGUUUCGUCAAUUCAUUCAGAUACAUGAAUGUUCCUUAUUUGACCAACAUUUUUCUGUCCUGUCCUUUUUUUACCUGUGAAAUUUGAAUGUACAAAUACACAAGAACAUGAAUAAGUAUAUCAAACAGGCACCAGGAUUACUUGAAGGUGUGCUGUGUAAGACUAAGUGACAUCUAGUGGUGAGACGGCCGAUUGCAUGUUUCCAAAACAUGUCAGAGUAUUGUAGCCUUCACAUACCAGAAAAGACAUAAACGCUCUAUCAAAAGUGAACUCUUCUAUUCUGUCUGCCAUUUCCUC
This is a messenger RNA of Solea senegalensis (Senegalese sole), 2086 nucleotides long. It is a transcript of the gene colec10, whose product is annotated as collectin sub-family member 10 (C-type lectin). Gene Ontology annotation, cellular component: multivesicular body; rough endoplasmic reticulum. The record is from RefSeq and is a predicted model, not a curated record. Bases 394 to 1197 code for a protein of 267 amino acids. Lineage: Eukaryota; Metazoa; Chordata; Actinopteri; Pleuronectiformes; Soleidae. The transcript is spliced from 8 exons.